AUGAACACCAACCGUCAGACGCAGUUGCGCCUCUUCGUAGGUAGCAUUGAGAGCUACCAUGACGACCAAUUACUUCUCAGUCUCCGCGGCUGUUUGUCACUUCCAGGCGGAUCCGAUUCUCCUCCAACUGGCCCCAUCGUCUGGCCUGGCACACGAAGGAAGCCCAACUUCAAAUGUAACUGUUAG
This is a messenger RNA of Protopolystoma xenopodis, 186 nucleotides long. Lineage: Eukaryota; Metazoa; Platyhelminthes; Monogenea; Polystomatidea; Polystomatidae. The record is from the annotation of a GenBank genome assembly.